CCCCCCCUCACUCACAUGUUCCCCCUCCUCCCCUCCCCCACUCUCCUCUGUUCUCCCGCCUCCCCCACUCCUCCUGAUCUUGGAGAGACAGACGCAUGGGAGAGACACAUAUAGAGACAGCUCAGGGGAAAAACAGAGAGAGAGACUGCUCAGGGCCAGGAGGAUGUCUGAGGUGUAAGAGACACUCAGGGGUUGCAGAGUAAAAAGGGUGUGGGCAGCAGGAGCCACUGACUGGGGUUAAAGAGACAGCAAGGCUUAGUCUGAGGUCACACACAUUAACCGUCCACAGGGAAUAAGAAGAGACAGCUUGGCUUUAGGGAGCACUGGCCAAUCUGAUUUGCUGCUCUGUGUGAAAGAGACAGCCCAGAGUAAACAGACAGAUAAAGAGACUUCUCUGGAGUGGAAACACUGGCCAGGAAGAGACUGCUGGCAGUCACAUUAGCUACAGUGCUUAAAGGGGCACAUUUUAGGAUAUUGGGAAAAGAGACAGUCUGAGAUCAGUUUAAAGGCUGACAAGAGACCUCCUUGUAGCAGUAGUCAGUCGGGGUGAGAGAGAUUUGGGUGUCUGGGUGAGGGGGGCAGGUUACUGACAGACCAAUCACAGCAGUGAUUUAUGGGUAAGGGCCCAGGGAUUUGUAGCUUGAGACUGAGACAAGUGAGACAGUAAUUGGUAUCUGAUUGGCACCAGCAGGUGAGACAUUGGCACAGGUGAGAGACAAUAUUUGGCACAGGUGAGACUAUAUUUGUCGCAGGAGAGAGAUAUUGGCAGAGGUGAGAGACUAUAUUUGGCACAGGUGAAAGACUAUUUGGCACAGGUGAGCGACAUUGGCACAGAUGAGAGACUAUAUUUGGCACAGGUGGGACUAUAUUUGGCACAGGUGAGCGACAUUGGCACAGGUGAGACUAUAUUUUCCACAGGUGAGACUAUAUUAGGCACAGGUGAGAGACUAUAUUUGGCACAGAUGAGAGACUAUAUUUGGCACAGAUGAGAGACUAUAUUUGGCACAGAUGAGAGACUAUAUUUGGCACAGGUGAGAGACUAUAUUUGGCACAGGUGAGAGACUAUAUUUGGCACAGGUGAGACUAUAUUUGGCACAGAUGAGAGACUAUAUUUGGCACAGGUGAGAGACUAUAUUUGGCACAGGUGAGAGACUAUAUUUGGCACAGGUGAGAGACUAUAUUUGGCACAGGUGAGAUUAUAUUUGGCACAGGGGAGAGACUAUAUUAGGCACAGGUGAGAGACUAUAUUUGGCACAGGUGAGAGACAUUGGCACAGGUGGGACUAUAUUUGGCAUUAGCCAUGGCCUCUAGUCCAGUUCCGUUGCCCCUGCUCCCCUCUCUGAGCUGCAUUAUGUGCCAGGACGUGCCCCGGGAGCCAGUCACACUGAGCUGUGGCCAUUGCCUGUGCCGGGGGUGUUUGGAGCGGGCGUGGAGAGGGCAAGAGGCCUACCCUACCUGUCCCAAGUGCCGCCCCCCUCCUGCUGUACCGACCCCAGACACAGUUCAGCGGGGUGCCUGCUCGGAACAUGGAGAGAAGCUGCAGUUAUUCUCCACACAAGAUGGCCGACUCAUGUGCCCCUCCUGUAGGAACGGAACGGAACAGCACCCUCCCCACACACUCGUCCCCCUGCAAGAGGCAGUGGGGGGCUACAAGGAUGAACUCAUCUCUGCACUUGCCCCGCUGGAGGCCCGACUCAAGGAGCUGCAGCAAAUGCAAUGUGCCCAGGAGCAGAUGAUCGCCCAGCACCGGGGGAAUGUGCUGAGCACUAAACAUCAUGUGAAUGUGGAGUUUGAGAAGCUGCACCAGUACCUGCGGGAGAGGGAGGAGAGGCUCCUGCGUGAGCUCCAGCACGAGGGGGACGUUAUACUGACUGACAUGGAGGAAAGUCUCAAUAAGAUCAAACAGAAUUGUCAGGGGAUCCUACAGACUAUAAGCUCCACCCAACCCAGACUGUAUGAGCAAGAUACCAUCUCCUUCCUUACUGACAUAAAGUCUUGUAUGGAAAUAUGUUACGCGGGUUACAGAGACGGCUUCCCAGCCCAGAAUGUAGUGGCCCCAAGGGACUUUGGCUUUGGGGCAGUGAAGGAUCUGAUUCAGUACACGGCCUGGAAAGAUAUGAAAUCUUACAUCAGCCCAGCUCUGCCCAGUAUAAUCAUGGACCCCAGCACGGCACAUCUCAAUCUCAUCCUCUCUGAAGACCUGACCGGUGUCCGAUACAGCGAUACCAAGCAGAACAUGCCGGAAAAUCCCCGUCGCUUUGAUUACUGCUGCUGCGUGCUGGGUACGGAGGGCUUUACGUCGGGACGGCACUACUGGGCUGUGGAGGUCUCCAACAAGACCAAAUGGAACCUCGGGGUGGCCAAGGAGUCGGUGAACAGGCGCGGUGGCAUCACCUUGUCCCCCGAGAAUGGUUUUUGGAUACUCUGGCUUCGAAAUGGCCACGAGUUUAAGGCCUUGGAUGUCCCGUACCGGACUCUCACCUUGAGAAACAAACCACAAAAGGUGGGCAUCUUCCUAGACUAUGAAGGGGGUGUCCUCUCUUUCUACAAUGCUGACGACAUGACCCACAUCUAUACCUUCGUCACGUCCUUCUCUGAGACCAUCUAUCCUUAUUUCUGUCCCUGCCUCAACGACUCGGGGAAGAAUGGCGGCCCUCUAAAAGUUCUCCACCAUAUACCGUGAGAAUCGGUUAGCUAGCCUGCAUAUCAAAGAGCUCCGAAAGAAUAACCAUUCCAGCCAAAAUACCUUCUCUACUGUGUUCUUUCUGUAAACUAGAUGAUGAUCCCUAGCAAGCCAAGGAGCGGGACUGGGACUUUUUGAUUUAGUCAUACUCCUUUUACUAAAAAUAUUCAGUAUGAUGAAGGAAACCAGUCCAAGUGUGGGUUUCGUUACUGCCCCCAGUUUCUGUCAUCUACAUCAUUCAUAAGGUCUGUUCUGCUUUAGUACCUUAAGCUCUUAUCACUUUGCACCCCCCACUACUCGGUAAACUAAGCUGCAAAAUGGGAAUUAAUGUAUGUCAUGUUUAUAUUCCAAGUACAAGGUUCAAUAAACUCCCAACUGGAACCAAA
Molecule: messenger RNA, 3069 nt
Organism: Xenopus laevis (African clawed frog)
Lineage: Eukaryota; Metazoa; Chordata; Amphibia; Anura; Pipidae
Product: zinc-binding protein A33
Exons: 7
Coding region: 1301-2683 (460 amino acids)
Source: RefSeq, a predicted model, not a curated record